UGUGCCGUCUGCACAGGUAUAGCGAUAGAGACGCGUUGCUAAGAAGCCUUACGUUGCUAAUCGGCACGCGGCCUGGUUUCCUCCUGAGCCCUGGUUCCCUCUGCUGUCAUGUUCAAGGUAAUGAAGCUGCUUGCUGUUCCUGCUAGCUUGAGCUUUGUGUCUCUACGUGUGCAUGCUGCCAGUGAGAAGCCAAGUGCAAAGGAUUUCAUAAAGCUGGAAGAGCUUCCCCUGUAUUCUAGUCCUGUUCAAGAAGCAAAAUAGUGGAAGAUAAACAGACACAAUUGGAAGAGGGGUAUUUCAUGGGUGAGAUGGUCGGUUGCGCCAUAUACAAGCUGGUUUCAGGACACUUAUUCCAAGGCCCAGCCCAAGAUGGAAACUGCUUUAGAGCAUUCAAAAGUGACUUAUGAAUUUCUAAGAGAUGCGCCUCCCGGUUUCUACCCGAGACUUGGUCUAAUUGGCUUUGCAGGAAUUGUUGGAUUGUUUCUUGCCAGAGGUUCAAGAAUAAAGAAAGUAAUCUACCCACUUGGUUUUAUAGGAAUCGGAUCUUCACUUUAUUACCCUCAGCAAGCUGCUACCAUUGCGAAGGACACUGGUGCAACCCUGUAUGACUUAGGCUUAAAAGGAUUUAUUACUGUUGAAUCGCUAUGGAAAGAUGGUGGGAAAAAAAAGAAGUCCAGUAAAAAGGAAAGUGGAAAGUCUGAAGUGACCUCUGAGCCACCAGUUGAUAACAGCAUCAGAACAAGUGUAGAAACUUCACAGGAAAGUUAAUCCAAAGAUUCACAUGAUCCUGGAUCCGCAAAUUCCAACAUUUACUCUGAGCUUUAAGGUGAUGUUUUUAAGAUGCUUUCAGUGCAUCUCAGGAAAGACAAACAUUGCACUGAUGUCAGCACAAAUGAUUGUCCCCAGCCUACUCAGGCAUGAAAUAAUAACUCUGUGUCUAAAAUCUGAUUUAUUUAUGUACAGCUUAUAAAUUACAGUUUGCAAUAAACUCACUUGUUUUACUUGCA
Bombina bombina (fire-bellied toad) is the source of this 1007-nucleotide messenger RNA. RefSeq names its product apolipoprotein O (gene APOO). Lineage: Eukaryota; Metazoa; Chordata; Amphibia; Anura; Bombinatoridae. Gene Ontology annotation, biological process: cristae formation. The record is from RefSeq and is a predicted model, not a curated record. Gene Ontology annotation, cellular component: MICOS complex.